Molecule: messenger RNA, 618 nt
Organism: Truncatella angustata
Lineage: Eukaryota; Fungi; Ascomycota; Sordariomycetes; Amphisphaeriales; Sporocadaceae
Exons: 5
Coding region: 212-475 (87 amino acids)
Biological process (GO): mRNA splicing, via spliceosome
Cellular component (GO): U6 snRNP; Lsm1-7-Pat1 complex; U4/U6 x U5 tri-snRNP complex
Molecular function (GO): RNA binding
Source: RefSeq, a predicted model, not a curated record
GGCGGUUGGGCUGCUUAGUCAUUAGUGGGCAUCCGCGAAAACAGGUGAUGCGGGCUGCGCUCACACCCCCCCAAAAGCUUCCUUCAUGCGCGGGACACCCCUGUGGGUUUUGAGACGCAGAAACGACCAAGACAGCGAGCUACCUGGGAGCCACCCUCGAUAAUUCCAGACUCUUGCAUCUGAUUUCAGUCACCAAGAGUUCAUAGACAAAAUGGCCGCCCCAUCCACCUCCCAGCUUCUCCCUCUAGAACUCAUUGACAAGUGUGUUGGCUCGAGGAUAUGGGUUGUCAUGAAGGGUGACAAGGAGUUCAGCGGCACGCUUCUGGGCUUCGAUGACUACGUCAACAUGGUGCUUGAGGAUGUGACUGAGUUUGACUACUCGGGCAACCACACCAAGCUGUCCAAGAUCUUACUGAAUGGCAACAAUAUCUGCAUGCUGAUUCCUGGUGGAGAGGGUCCUGUGGCGGCCUCGUGAUCACUCGCGCAUCAAGGAGAAUUUACACUGGUACAAGCGGAAGGUAGUGCAAAUCAUGAGGCGCCUAGCAAAUGACAUCAACCUUGCAGACAAACAAAUACACAGGUUCAGACAGCUUGAGAAGGGAGGCCAUACGCAGAUAA